AUGCACCAGGAAUCUCUGAACGCGAAGUCGUUCGCCCGACGAGCAUCUCCCCGCAGGGAUCGCUUCCUGAGUUCAUUCGACGGCGUCAAGCUCUGCGACACUUGCAGAUCAAAUCAGGCCCUCGUGAUGAGCUUGUUAUCGAGCUACCUACCGCCAUCCGAAGAUGAUCCAGAAUACAGAUAUCGUCUGGACACAUAUGAUGAAUACAAGCGGACGCUCGAAGCUCGAUACCCCCCGCUCUGCGGCCCUUGCUCUGUGCUCGUGGAGGAGGAGAUACGCCGGAAGAAUUCAAUGGCGCGUUUGAACGUAUUGGGGAGAGGGUUGGCCAAUACCAAACGGACGGAUAAGAAGCGGCAGGUUUCGGCUUCCAUGGAUGACCGGAUGCAGCUGAAGAGGGAGCUGCUAUGGUGGAGGCUCAGAGGAGUACUCUUUUGGUUGACAUUGGCAAUAGCUGUCGCGGUCGACUGGAUUGGCGCCACUUCCACAUUAGCCCACGAUCAUCAUUCAUGUAAACGCCUUUACCUUGCCAUGCUCGCCCUCUCCCCGCUCUGGAUGGCGUGGGAUCCCACAUACGCUCAUAUGCGGCGGGCCCGGUUACAAGGACGUCGUGUCAAUGUGCAUGGCCGACGCACAUAUAUCAUGCUGCAAUCGUUCAUGUGGUUCAACCGCCUCGUGCUCUCGCUACUAUUGGUAUUACCAGAGCUUAAACCCAGCUGGGAUUUACUAAAGUUGCAACACGUACCUCCAUCUCAACGAAGUCGCUCGGUAUUCUUAGCCGAGCUUUGUAUUGAAAUGCUUGUCUGUGUCGCCUCAUAUAUCGCCCUUCGUCUGUACGAUGCACCACACGUUCGCUUGUUGUAUGAAACUGCCGAACGUGAUCGCUCACGGACGGCAACGCCGGCACCGCCAUCUGCGCCACCAGGAAAGACUCGUUUUACGACCCCCGUAUUUUCAGCUCCUUCAAAGGAAGGCCCUUCGUCCGCACAUGUAUCUCGCACAUCAAGAUCUGCAUCGUUAGAACCACAAACGUCGUUCAAUAAAGCAUCAUCCUCCACCCAUAGUGUCUUCGGACGACCUUCUCUAUUAGCCAACAACUGGUCCGCGUCCGGCUCCCGCGAUCCUCGUUCUAGGACGAUAGAGAGGCGUGCCCCGACGAAGGUGGACGAAGACGAAGACGCCAUGGACUGGACACCGACGGUACCCGAACCAGAAGCUCGGCCCCGUCAACCACAGGUUUCGCGUUCAACUCCAUCGGGCGUCAGACGCGAGGACACCGGUCUUGAAGACCUCUUUGCGGGAACCAAACUGGUGGAGGAGCCGCCACGCUUCGGCGCCUUCCGCACCAUGCCUCAGGCUGGCGGGUGGAGUUGGUGGUGGGUGUAUGGAUUGUUAAUCAUACCUUUAUCGGCGAUUGUCUACGCCUUAUGGUUGUCGCGGAGGGUGCCAUACGGGCCUAUGAAUGCAUAA
Peniophora sp. CBMAI 1063 is the source of this 1467-nucleotide messenger RNA. The record is from the annotation of a GenBank genome assembly. NCBI's taxonomy places the organism in Eukaryota, Fungi, Basidiomycota, Agaricomycetes, Russulales, Peniophoraceae.